This is a messenger RNA of Pristis pectinata (smalltooth sawfish), 3797 nucleotides long. RefSeq names its product BTB/POZ domain-containing protein KCTD18-like. The transcript has 7 exons. The record is from RefSeq and is a predicted model, not a curated record. Bases 158 to 1486 code for a protein of 442 amino acids. Lineage: Eukaryota; Metazoa; Chordata; Chondrichthyes; Rhinopristiformes; Pristidae. Gene Ontology annotation, biological process: protein homooligomerization.
CGUCUGUAUGAGCAGGCAGGGAGGGAUGGAUGGGGAGGUGGUCUGUACAGCGAGGAUCUCUGGCAAACUUCACUGUCGUUCCUCAGCAGGACUGCUGGAAGGGAGGGAGGAUCUGGCUUUAGAAUUUCAAUGAUGGAGUGAUCAAUUGUUGCACAUCAUGGAGGCUUGUGAGGGACAAGCUAUUUCCGAGAUUCUCCGAUUGAAUGUGGGAGGUUGUUUCUUUACAGCCAGACGAAACUCCCUCUGUCGUUUUAAAGACUCAAUGCUUAGUGCUAUGUUUAGUGGACGAUUUCCUUUGAAACUAGAUGAAUCAGGGGCUUGUCUUAUUGAACGGGAUGGAAAACUCUUCAAGUAUCUCUUGGAUUAUCUGCAUGGAGAACUUUGCAUUCCUGAAGAAGCAAGAAUUCGUGUCGCACUGCAAGAAGAGGCAGAUUACUUUGGCAUUCCCUAUCCCUACAGUUUGACAGACUAUUUAUCCAGUGAAAUGGAGAGACAUUGCUCAAAAUCGAAUAUUGAAAUCAAAAAGGCACUGACAGACAUAUGUGACUCCUAUGGUUUAAUCUGUACAAACCCCAUGGUGUGGAUCUUGCACUAUCUCAAUACUUGCGGUGCCAGCUGUGAAAGCAAGAUCCUGGGUGUAUUUGCAUCAAAGACCGAGGGGAUUGCAGCCAUUGAAAAACAGCUGGGAGGCAGAAUAAGAAGCAAAAGUAUCUUUAAGAGGGAAGCUGGAAACAACCUACAAUACAUAUGGAGCUACUACUCAGCUGGUGAGCUGAAGAAAAUGAUGGAUGCUUUUGACUCUUGGGAGGGACGAGGUGUCAGUUACUGGCGAGUUCCUCAGGAGUUGAUAGAAUGUUGGACUCUUGAAGGCCGACCGUUGCAAGGCACCAAAGAGAUGGUGGCACCAAUUCAGAAACGACACUCGGUUGAUGCCAAUGAAACAGAGAUGGAAACGCCCAAAAAAUACCACAAACCUGUGGAGUUUUCUGGCCCAUCCACCAGCACCCAGAUUAAAGUGAAGAAUUCUGGAUUAGUCAAACUAUCAACUCCAGCUGCAACUCCAAAGACUGCAUUGAACUCAGUUCAUCUCAGAACCACAGCUGUAAAGAGAGCUAGUACAGGGGAGCUUGUAAACCACAGGACAGCAUCUUCCAAUGACAGGGGGUCAUCUGGAUCAGGUGCCCAAAAACCUGUCAAAUUCCAAAAUGCUGGAAGUGCCAUAGAUUCUGGUUGCACAGCAGCAGUCAAGAUGCCAGAGAAGAAGUUAAUGGUGAAUAGAGUCAUCAAAUUGAAAAGAAAACCACCAUCUGCAACAGUUGUAACGCCAGCAGAUCCUUCCAAGAGAAAAAGUGAUGUGAAUAUAGAUAUUUUAGAUCCCAAACCUAGUGUUUCAGAAAACCUUCAGACAUCCAGUUCAGUGAGCUCAAUGGCUGACUGUCUAGAGGACAUAUGUGAAAGUGGUAGGAAAAAGGAUGAGAAUGGUUAGAUAGCUGAGGUUUGCAAGGGAGGGGAGAGGACAGAACCAUUAUGCAGUUUGUUAAGACUCUGUAUUUGAAACUUGUUGAUGAUUAGCAUAAUUUCCAAAGAAAUGUCAUUGCUAGGUCAGGAAUUCAUAAGAGUCACUUGGGUAAAAGUGGAAAAUUUGUCAUUUGAGUGGUAGUUCAACAGAUUUACCAGUCCGCAACACAGACCAAAGAGAAUAUGGAUUUGAUAUCUGAUCAGUGCAUCAUUGCUGCCUCCUGUUUGGAUGAUGUUAUAGGUGCUGUGGAAUGCUUUUAGUGAAUGGAUGGGAAAUUUGUCAAGCCUUUCAGCCUAAAUGAUUAUCAUUAACCCUCCUGGAACUGUGUGCAUGUGUGUGUGCGGACACAAAGACUAGACGUGUUUAUAAUUUCUCCACCUCCUGCAUCUGUAAUGAAGUGACCUACAACUUCUCACUAUUUGUACUAAAUAAUGGACAAGAUCCAGGUACUGUAGAACAAUUGUGGUCUGUGGAAUAAAGAGCUGCAAGUGAGAAGAAACUAGUAAAAUAGUUUUCAAAUGACUAUUAAUUAUACCCCAACUCAUUCAGCCUUGUAUGUCUCAACUACAUCUGAAUGCAAAUAAGGUAUUUUAACACACACCUUCUAAAAUAUUCCACUUUUAAUUGGGUUGAGUGCUGCUUGAUAAGAUCUAAUGGGGCAUAUCUUAAAGUUAACAGUCUUGAGGCAUGUAACAGUGUCUUUGCAUUGAUAGGUUCUGCUCUUGAACAUUUAAAGGUUUAGUCACAAAACCCUUGUACUUUUCCAGAAAAGAAAUAUAUUUGCACUUUGUACCACCUCUCUGCAUUCAACGCAGGUCAGAAAAGUCAAUUCCCUUUUGGGUCGAGACCAUCUGAACUGAUGAAGGGUGUUGACCGGAAAUGUCAACUGCAUUUUCCUCCAUAGUUGCUGCCUGACCCACUAAGUUCCUUCAGUUUUUGUGUGUUGCUCCAGAUUCCGACAUCUGCAGUCUCUUGUGCCUUGAAGUCAAUGACCUUGACUGACAGAUUAGAACCUUGCUGUAGACCAUGCAGCUGAAUUCAGCCCACCUAGCUACAGCAACAUAAGUGGAUUCUAGUGUAAGGUGAAAGAAUGCGGCUUAUUGCAGCAUCCAUGCAAUGGAAAAAACAAUUAAAUUAUCCUCUGAGAACAGUAGUAAUAAUGGACAUGCCAUUACUAUACCGCAAAAUAGGGGAGAAUUUGAUUGACAAAUUGCACCUUCUGUAAACACUACCUGUCCUGGAAGUAUUUUGCCAUUAUUAAUACAAUAUUGUACAUUAUGUUUGUGCACCUAUGUGUGAAAGAGACGGCUAACAUGUUAGACAAACAAAUUAUGGAGCAUGAGAUUUUAAGUUUAAUCGUUUGGUAAAUUUUAAGGGCUAAGGAAGUGGAGUUUUUAUUUGAUAUCGCUUGCCAAACCCUUCAAACCCCUACUGGUGAGUAGUCAGUCUUAGCCAUGUCACAUGUUAUGAUGCAAAAUGAAACUCGGUCUUUCUUUUCAUUCCAGACUUUAUCAGACUGACUGGGGUUGCUGUAAACUCAACGUAGGUGGUCUGCCUGUUUUCCAUUUUGGGGAAAGUUAUGUUAUUAAGAGAGAGGUUUUAGAAGGGCCCUUUCUUUAUUGUGACAAUAAAUUAAGAUAGCUUAAAACAAAGUUAUGCUUUUAUCAGGUGUGGAAAGGUAGCUAUAUUACCUGGUCACGUAGCAAAGACAUAUUUUGUUCAGUUUUUCUCUUUUCUGUUUGGCUUGUGGAGUUUCAUGUUCUCGCUCAAGUCUGGUGUACAGUUUGAUUUGAUGUGUGUUUGGUUAGCCUGUCAAGAAAUCCAAUCAGUUUUCUGUUUUUAGGAUGAUUUAGUUGGUUAGUUUUAUGGAAAAAAUCUCAUUUUCUGACACAGGUCAGUGAUAACAUUAACAGUUUAUUUUGGGAUCAAGGCCCAAUGUUUAGGGGUUAUACCUGGAACAGAAAUUUUGUAUGAUUAGGACAAUGAGCUGUCGGUGCUCAGAAGCUGGCAUUUUCAGUGCUUUCGGGCACAAUGCAACAACUUGAGUGGAGAGCAGUAUUCAAUGCACCAUUUAGAAGUUCAAGGGUUGUUGCACUGUUGCAAAUCACUUAACCCAUUUAUAUCAAGAAUGCGUGAGAAAUGAAUUGAUAUAACAGAGAUGUGCUUUAAUGUAAAACUUUUAUUGGCUACAGUUUUAUAUUUAAAAUUUGUAUGCUCCAUAUUGUACAGGUGAACUGUUUGUUUUACUAUAAAAUAAAAUAUGAUUGUGCUUGUUCUU